Daucus carota subsp. sativus is the source of this 685-nucleotide messenger RNA. RefSeq names its product 14 kDa proline-rich protein DC2.15. NCBI's taxonomy places the organism in Eukaryota, Viridiplantae, Streptophyta, Magnoliopsida, Apiales, Apiaceae. The coding region runs from base 106 to 486 and encodes 126 amino acids. The transcript has a single exon. The record is from RefSeq and is a predicted model, not a curated record.
GUUGGCUACGAAGUCAUCAGCAAACAAACAUACAAUCUUCUCAGAGCAACAUAUUUAGUUACUAGCUAGAAGCUAAUUAAAGGAAUUCCAACCAGGUUUUCGAAAAUGGAAUCCAAGAACACUGCUUCAUUAACCCUUCUUCUCUCACUCAACCUUCUCUUCUUUGCUGUGGUCAGUGCCACUGACUCUGUCCCUAAUUUACCUGGUUCCGCAACUUCGUCUUAUUAUCCUGGAGGCAAAUGUGAUCUGUUGAAGUUAGGAGUAUGUGCCAAUGUGCUUAACUUGGUCGAUGUCGUUGUUGGAUCCCCUCCAACGCUGCCGUGCUGCAGUCUCAUCGAAGGACUUGUCGAUCUUGAAGCUGCUCUUUGUCUAUGUACUGCCAUUAGAGCCAACAUUCUGGGAAUUGACUUGAAUAUUCCUAUCGCACUCAGCUUGGUUCUUAACAACUGCGGCAAACAAGUUCCAAGUGGUUUUGAAUGUUACUAGGAUAUCUUCAUGGUGGUUCGCGCGACAUACGCAUGUCUAAUUUAUCAAAUUCUUAAUUUAUUUUUUAAACGACGUUUACAGUUUGUAAACGAAAUGUAUUGUGUGUUUCCCAUUAAAGGCAUCUCGUCAAUCCCCUUGGUUUGGGUCUGUGAGGCCUUUGGUCUAAGUUUCGGUAUCAAUGAAAAUUAUAUUCAUAAUC